This is a messenger RNA of Arachis stenosperma, 750 nucleotides long. Its product is annotated as glutathione S-transferase T2-like. Bases 1 to 750 code for a protein of 249 amino acids. Lineage: Eukaryota; Viridiplantae; Streptophyta; Magnoliopsida; Fabales; Fabaceae. The record is from RefSeq and is a predicted model, not a curated record. The transcript has a single exon.
AUGACAAGGGGGGUAGUUGCAUGUAAGAAACGAUGGUAUAAGAUCAACAAGGUUGUUGCACAAUUUGCUGGUUGCUACGAUCAAGCUAGUCGAAACAUAAGGAGUGGUUCGAACGCUGAUGAUAUAAAGGAGUUGGCUUAUAAACUUUAUUCCACAAAUUAUGGUCAAAAGUUCACUUUUGAGAGGCAUUGGAACAUGCUUCGAUUGGAGCAAAAAUGGAGAAGCCAACUACCUACACAGAGUGGCGGCUCAAAGAGAACCAAGGUUAGUGCAACUGGAGCAUACUCAUCCUCAUCAAACCCAGAAACACCGUUGGCUGACGAACCCGGUGUGGACUCUCCCGUUCGCUCACAAGGAUCAAAGAAGAGCAAGCGAAGAGGUAAGGGAAAAGCACAGAUGUCUGAAGAUUUUAGCGAAAGAAAAUCAUCGGUUGUCAAAAAAUUAUCUCUCAUGGAAGAUAUUAAGAAUGUUAGAGAAAAGGAACUAAUGGAAAGGGAAAAAGAAAGAGAAGAGGAAAAGGAACAUAGAGCAAAGAUGAUGGCAAUCAAAGAGAAGGAGAUACAAAUUCAAGCGGCAAUGAAAGAACAAGAAUUACAAACUCAGAGGUAUAUUAAAGAAAUGGAGAUAAAAGCAAAAGAAAGGGAAAUGGAUAUGCAAAUACUUAAUGCUGACACGUCUACAAUGAGUGAGAAACGACGAGCUCUUCAUGAGAUUGCAUGUGAGAAAAUAAUGGCCAAGUGGUUUACUUAA